Molecule: messenger RNA, 1053 nt
Organism: Grammomys surdaster
Lineage: Eukaryota; Metazoa; Chordata; Mammalia; Rodentia; Muridae
Product: vomeronasal type-2 receptor 116-like
Exons: 2
Biological process (GO): G protein-coupled receptor signaling pathway
Cellular component (GO): membrane
Molecular function (GO): G protein-coupled receptor activity
Source: RefSeq, a predicted model, not a curated record
UUUUUUUUUAAUCUACAGCUUACUUUUGGGCCUUUUGAUAGACUUCUGAGUGAACAAAGACGGUUUUCUUCUCUGUACCAGGUGGCCCCCAAAGACACAUUUCUGACACAUGGCAUUAUAUCUUUGAUGCUUCAUUUCCACUGGAUCUGGGUGGGGCUAUUCAUCAUAGAUGAUGACAAAGGUGCCCAGAUUCUGUCAGAUUUGAAAAGUGAGAUGGAUAAAAAUGAAAUCUGCACAGCAUUUGUAGAAAUGAUUCCAGUCACCAAGGGUUCAUUUUUUACCCAAACCUGGAAAAAUCAGGUGCAGAUCCUGGAAUUAUCAUCAAGUGUGAUUAUUAUUUAUGGGGAUUCUGAUUCUCUAUUAAGCUUAAUAGUAAAUAUUAAGCAGAAGUUACUCACAUGGAAAGUAUGGGUACUGACCUCACAAUGGGAUGUUUCUAAAUUUGAUGAUUAUUUCAUGAUAGACUCAUUGCAUGGGGCUCUUAUUUUUUCACACCAUCGUGAGGAGAUUCCUAAUUUUACACAUUUUAUGCAGAAAUACAACCCUUCCAAAUACCCAGAAGACACUUAUCUUCAUGUAUUGUGGCACUUAUUCUUCAAUUGCUCAUUUGUUAAGAAAGAUUGUAAGAUUGUGCACAACUGUUUGCCUAAUGCCUCCUUGGGUUUCUUGCCUGGAAACAUAUUUGACAUGGCCAUGAGUGAAGAGAGUUACAAUGUGUACAAUGCUGUGUAUGCUGUGGCCCACAGUCUUCAUGAGAUGCUUAUCAAUGAAGUACAACUUCAAACUCAUGAAAAAGUAAUAAAGAUAAUAUUCCUCCCUUGGAAGCUUCACCCCUUUCUAAGGAAAACAAAACUCAUCAACCAGGACGGAGUGAAUGUGGUUCUGGAUUGGAAAAGGAAAUCACAUGUAGAGUAUGACAUUCUCAACUUUUGGAAUUUCCCAAAAGGUCUUGGGCUAAAUGUGAAAGUAGGAACAUUUUCUCCAAAUGCUCCAAAGGACCAGAAAUUGUCCAUAUCUUCUAACACGAUACAGUGGGCCACAGGAUCGACAGAG